This is a messenger RNA of Danio rerio (zebrafish), 1199 nucleotides long. RefSeq names its product myosin, light chain 4, alkali; atrial, embryonic (gene myl4). Lineage: Eukaryota; Metazoa; Chordata; Actinopteri; Cypriniformes; Danionidae. The record is from RefSeq and is marked provisional. Gene Ontology annotation, molecular function: calcium ion binding.
ACUCUUCAGCUCAUCGUCGUGGUGGAAGAAUGGCUCCUAAAAAAGCUGAACCGAAGAAAGAGGCAGCAAAGCCAGCACCCCCUCCUGAACCAGAGAAACCCAAGGAGCCUCAGUUUGACCUUAAAAGCAUUAAAGUUGAGUUUACAGCAGACCAGAUUGAAGAAUUUAAAGAGACCUUCAUGCUGUUCGACAGAACGCCAGCAAGUGAAAUGAAGAUCACUUAUGCCCAGUGUGGGGAUGUCAUGAGAGCACUGGGGCUGAAUCCUACAAACGCAGAGGUCCUUAAAGUACUGGGAAAACCCAGACCUGAGGAAAUGAACACCAAAAUGAUUGACUUCGAGACUUUCCUGCCUAUGUUCCAACAUGUGUCCAGGUCCAAAGAUCAGGGCACUUUUGAGGACUUUGUUGAGGGCUUGCGAGUGUUUGAUAAGGAAGGAAAUGGCACUGUAAUGGGCGCUGAACUUCGCCAUGUACUUGCAACAUUGGGUGAAAAGAUGACAGAAUCAGAAGUUGAACAGCUGAUGGCAGGACAGGAAGAUGGAAAUGGAUGUGUCAACUAUGAAGCAUUUGUUAAACACAUCAUGGCUGGGUAAACACAUAAGGUAGUAAUAUGGCCCUUUUUUCUCCAUUUAUCAAGUGCUUCAGCCCAGCUCCCCGCUCUCCAGUGCCCUUGAACUACUUUUCCUGAUGAGCUUUUUUCUGGUUUCAUUUUUUUAACAUGGUGUUGAACAGAUUUUAUAAAAUGCUAAAAGAAACAAUCUGAUACCUUUUAGCAAACCUUUUCCAAAGAAUGUACAAGUGAAUAAAUUUACUUACAUGAUACAUACAGUACAUUUCAGUUCAUGUUUACUUAAUUUAGUUAAAUUUACCUGGGUCAACCUUCACAAAAGUCUUGAAUGGAAUAGAACUGGUAAUAAAGGGUUAGUUCACCCAAAACUGCUAAUUCUGUCAUCUAUUAAACACCAUUUACUUGUCACAAACAUGUUUGAAUUUCUUCACUCUCAAAAAAUGAAGGUACAAAAGCUGUCACUAGGGUGGUACUUUUUCAAAAUGUACAAUUUAGUCAUUUUAAGUACUUAUAUAUACAUUUAAGGACAUUACAAAUACCUCUAAAAUAUUAAUAUAGACUUUUUAGGUACACUGACAUCGUUUCUACCUUUAUUUCUAAGAGUGUUUGUUCUGUUAAACACAAAAGAAAA